AUGGCAUCAAGAGCCAACCCAAACCCGAACCGGAACCCAAUCCCAAACGGAAACGCAACCGCAAACGGCGACCACAGACCCGGUGCCCCACCGCCACGACAACCGCCGUCGCCCUCCUCCUCUUCAAACCCCCACAACAGCAGCAACCACCGCCACUACUACCCCACGACGUCGUCAUCCUCCUCCUCUGCUUCCUUCAAGGGCUGCUGCUGCUGCCUCUUCUUACUCUUCUCCUUCCUAGCCCUCCUCAUCCUCGCCGUCGUCCUCGUCAUCGUCCUCGCCCUCAAGCCGAAGAAGCCGCAGUUCGAUCUCCAGCAAGUGGGCGUCCAGUACAUGGGCAUCAACUCACCCAAUCCCACCGCAACCGCCGACCCCAACCAAAACCCUACCUCCGCCUCCCUCUCUCUCAACAUUCGCAUGCUCUUCUCCGCCGCUAACCCCAACAAGGUCGGGAUCAAGUACGGCGAGUCCAGGUUCACUGUCAUGUACCGCGGGAUCCCAUUGGGCAAGGCCUCCAUCCCCGGCUUCUACCAGGAUGCCCACACUGUCCGCCAAGUCGUCGCCACCAUCGCCGUCGAUCGGGUCAAUUUGCUCCAAGCCGACGCCGCUGAUUUAGUCCGAGACGCUUCACUCAACGACCGAGUCGAGCUCAGGGUCCUGGGUGACGUUGGCGCCAAGAUCCGCGUCUUGAACUUCGAUUCCCCAGGCGUUCAGGUGUCGGUGGACUGUGCGAUUGUCAUAAGUCCAAGGAAGCAAUCUCUUUCAUACAAGCAGUGUGGAUUUGAUGGAUUGAGUGUGUGACACUCCCCUGCUCACUUAACUACUUUCUAGUCGGUAACUUUCGAGUCGGUUAUUUUUUGUUUCACUUGUAAUUUUCCCUCUUCAAAUUGGGAGAGAAAUGAAGUUAAAAAAAAAAGAAAAAAGAAAAGAAAAGGAGGUAAAAAGUAAAAAGGAGGGGUGAAAAAAAAGAAAGAGAGAAAACCUCCUCAACAACGAAAGAUUUUUCAAUGUAUCGAGAACACGAUUUGGUAUAUCAAAUAUCGUAAUAUAAUUGGUUGGGAUUUUUUUUUAAGCUUCCAAUCAAUUGUAUUAUGGCAUUUGAUAUAUCGGAUUAUGCUUCCGGCACAAUGAAAAUUUCUCAUCCACGAGAGCCAAGUGAAUGGAGAAGUAGUAAAGAGUUUAAUAGCAAAAGAGGAAGGAAAAGAGUUCUCUAAUCAAAGAUUUUGUCCGAUUUUUAGGCGUUGGGUUUUUCAUGAGUUGGAGUUUUUGGAGGGUAAUUAAAGCUGCUAACCGCUGUAGAGGUGCAAAAAGUAGCGCCUUUUGUAAUGCAAUUUACGUCCUGUUCCCUA
Pyrus x bretschneideri (Chinese white pear) is the source of this 1349-nucleotide messenger RNA. RefSeq lists its product as uncharacterized. The coding region runs from base 1 to 801 and encodes 266 amino acids. The record is from RefSeq and is a predicted model, not a curated record. The transcript is spliced from 2 exons. Gene Ontology annotation, cellular component: plasma membrane. NCBI's taxonomy places the organism in Eukaryota, Viridiplantae, Streptophyta, Magnoliopsida, Rosales, Rosaceae.